AUGUACCGAACAAGCAUCAUGCUGUGCUUCUUCCUCCUGGUUUAUUAUUUGUCAAGUGCGACAUGCUCAGAGCUGCUGAGCCGCCACAGAAGGACAUGGAUUGUUGACUCCUUUACUAUCGAGGAGGGGCAUCCAGGGCCCUUCCCGUAUGAGCUGGGCAAGAUUAAGAUUGAGCGAGACUAUCGAGUAUACUUUGAUCUCUAUGGGGAAGGAGUGGAUGAGGAGCCAAAGGGAGUUCUGUCCAUCCAUGAAGAGUCUGGCAUCGUGUCUGUCCACAAGGCUCUGGACUACGAGGAGAAGACAGUACUAAAGCUGAAGUUUGAGGCCAGAAAGACGGAUUUGUCGAUUGACACCAAAUUAGGAGUUGAGUUGUACAUACUGGACAUCAAUGACAACCCACCACGGUUUCAGACGGAUCUGUACGAAAUCACUGUAGGCGAAGAAACCACACAAGGCUCACAUCUGCUGACUGUGUUAGCCUAUGAUAGAGACCAGAGCGGGACACCAAACUCAACAUUUCACUAUGAAAUGAAGUCUGUGUCUCCAAACCCUCCAGAUACUGAGUUCUUCAUUGACAAGUCUGGAACGAUCUCAUUUAAAGGAUGUUUGGACUAUGAGGUGGCUGAAAUGUUCACAGUGAUAGUGGAGGCCAAAGACCAUGGUGAAGUCGUCAGUCUGUCCAGUUCAACCACUGUUGUCAUUCACAUCCAGGACGGCAACAACCACAUCCCAACCAUCAGCGGACACACAGGCUCUGGCAAAGUAAAAGAAGGGGAGACUAGGACCUCUCCUUUGCGGCUGCACGUGACAGACAGUGACACCUCAAACAGCUUGGCAUGGAGAGCCAAAUACACCAUUCAGGGUGACGAGGGAGAGCACUUUCAAAUAGAAACAGACCCAGGCACCAAUGAUGGAAUCCUGACAGUCAUCAGACCUUUAGACUACGAGGAGGGGGCCCAGAAGGAGCUGACCAUCUCAGUGGUAAAUGAAGCACCAUUUUUCUCCUGUAAAGUGAAGGAGAGGACGUCCUCAGGCCUGUGGACAGUUGACGCCAGCACAGGUAAUGAUCCUGAUGCACCUCAGCCUCACUCUGUAAAAGUCACCAUCGAAGUCGAGGAUGUCAACGACCCCCCAGAGUUCAGUGUGACUAUCAAAGAGGCCAAGCUGGAGGAAAAUGCACCUAUUGGAACCUGGGUAGAGAAAGUCACUGCUGUCGAUCCUGACUCCAGUCAUGCAAGAGAUUUUGUGUACAAGGUGGGAAAUGAUCCUGCAGGCUGGGUGACGGUUGAUCCUCACACAGGAGACAUCACAACAGUCAAGUCACCGGACAGAGAAUCUCCUCAUGUUGUUAACGGUGUCUACACUAUCAUACUGCAUGCAGUGGACGAUGAUGAGCCACCUUUGACAGGCACAGCCACACUGAACAUCCGUGUGACUGACCAGAAUGACAACAUUCCUCAGCCAACAGUGGAUUAUGUGGAUGUGUGUCUGUCUGAGCGCCCCAGCAUCACCAACAUCACAGCCUUUGACCUGGAUGAUAAUCCUUUUGGAGGGCCUUUCACAUUUGAACUGCUUGGGGAUAUUGGAGGAAAAUGGAAACUGAGUCCUUCAUAUGGAUACACGGCUGGCCUGGUGAAGGAGCCUGAUGUGUACGCUGGCCCUCACACAAUUGAUCUGAAGAUCUCUGACAUGCAGGGAGAGUUUGGCAUUUACAGACUCAAUGUGACUGUGUGCGACUGCUCUGUGACACCUGACUGCCGAAGCCUCAGAGGCACUGCCACAACUGCUGCCUCUGGUGCGAUAGGCGUAGCAUUUGCCUCACUGUUUUUACUCCUGUUUCUGCUGCUGAUGGCAAUCGUCCUUACCUGCAAAAAAGAAUUCACCACAUUGCACACUAUUGAUUCCUCUGGAGAAACCCUCCUCACAUCAAACAUUGAGAAACCAGGAACAGACUGCAAGCUUCCCGACAGCAUCCUGGCAGCGUCCACUGAUAAGACACACCAUGACCCAUCUAAGUGUCAAAGUCUCCACGAUGGAAUGAAACACAGCAGAGUUUCAACAAAGGAGACAGAGCAAAACUUUAUCUACAAACACUUUGGAGAUUACAGAACGCAAAAUGUGUCCUACCUUAUCAAUGAGAACUGGAACCAGACGACUUGGAAUUCUUUUAUAGCCAAUGGCUACCAUCACAACCACCAGAUGGACAUGAGCAAAAUGAACGCCCUCUACAGAAGGAACUCAAGCUAUGGGACAGAUGCAGCUGUUCUCCAAGCCCUGCUUCAUCGGAGGCUCUCCUGUCUGCAGGAUAAAGAGGGAGAUCUGAUGGACUAUCCGCCUCACGUCUACGCAGAUGAGGGGGACUCGGACAACCAUUCGGUGCUGGAGAACAUUAUAAUUCCUGAAGACGACUCAUUUUACAGAGCGCUGGAAGACUUGGGCCCCAGGUUCAAGGAACUGGCCUCCAUUUGCAGGCAACCAAAUAAGCAAACCUAAA
This is a messenger RNA of Epinephelus fuscoguttatus (brown-marbled grouper), 2494 nucleotides long. It is a transcript of the gene cdh27, whose product is annotated as cadherin 27. NCBI's taxonomy places the organism in Eukaryota, Metazoa, Chordata, Actinopteri, Perciformes, Serranidae. The record is from RefSeq and is a predicted model, not a curated record. The coding region runs from base 1 to 2493 and encodes 830 amino acids. Gene Ontology annotation, cellular component: catenin complex; plasma membrane; adherens junction. Gene Ontology annotation, molecular function: cadherin binding; calcium ion binding. Gene Ontology annotation, biological process: cell-cell junction assembly; multicellular organism development; homophilic cell-cell adhesion. The transcript is spliced from 17 exons.